Molecule: messenger RNA, 8451 nt
Organism: Entelurus aequoreus (snake pipefish)
Lineage: Eukaryota; Metazoa; Chordata; Actinopteri; Syngnathiformes; Syngnathidae
Product: calmodulin-regulated spectrin-associated protein 1-B-like
Exons: 20
Coding region: 259-4932 (1557 amino acids)
Biological process (GO): negative regulation of microtubule depolymerization; cytoplasmic microtubule organization; neuron projection development
Cellular component (GO): microtubule minus-end
Molecular function (GO): microtubule minus-end binding; spectrin binding; calmodulin binding
Source: RefSeq, a predicted model, not a curated record
UGAAAAGUGGUACUGCAGGCAUGCUCGCCCAACGACUCCCGUCCCCAUAGAGACAAGCUCCUACAACCGCUAAUCCACCACCCUCAGCGGCAGCGAUGCCAGCAAACAUGCUGGCAAGCUGCGGCUUUAUCCGGAGAGGCCGGAGAUUUGUGUCGCGGGGCGGGGAGGAGUCCUCGUCAUCUCGGCGCUAGCGAGUAUGCUCCAGUACCAACACAAGAAAGCAGCAGAGCGGAGACGGAGCUAAUGUGUUCCUAAAGGAUGGAUGUGGCGGUGAGUGCUGGGCAGGGGGGCAGCACCAGGAGGAGAGCAGAGGAGGAUGGCGAUGCAGGAGGAAGCAUGGAGAUUUUGGUUGUUCCACAGGACCUGUACGACUCUGCGAGGGCCAAAAUAGAAGCAAAUCUCCGCUGGCUGUUGGCCAAAGCUUAUGGCAUUGAUCACAUGCCCGCGGACCUGCACGAUCCUUUUUACAUCGACCAGUAUGAGCAACAGCACAUCAAGCCCCAUGUCAUACACCUGCUGCUCUCUGGGGAGAUAUAUUGCCGUGUGUGCAGACUCAUCUUGCGUGGCGAGCAAGUUGCCUCUCUCCAAAGCCCAAAGUCUGUGCUCCAGGCCCUCUCUUCAAGGGGCAUCCAUGUGCUAGACUCUGAGAACACACACGUCUCCGCUCUGGAUCUUAGCUCCAUUCCUCUCAGGAUGAGCUCCCACAUGCACCUGAUUGAUGCCCUCAUGAUGGCCUAUACAAAGGAGAUUAUCAGCGUGGAGAAGGUGGUGUCCAGUGUCAAGCGUUUCUCCAACUUCAGUGCUUCCAAGGAGCGGCCGUUCGAUCUGGAAGAUGCCAUGGUCUUUUGGAUCAACAAGGUUAACACGAAGAUGAGGGCGAUCUCAGAAAAAGAGCUGAAGAUGAAGCAGCACCUGCUGGACUCACCAAGCCACCAGAAGCCCGAUAUAUUGCAUGCUCUGGCCCAUUGUCUGUUGGAGCCCGUGGAGUUCUCUCGUGUGGUGCGCUAUCGCAGGGAUCACCUGUCAGGACGGGCACUUCAGCACUUCCCCCUGGUGGAUGAUCUGUGUAAAGAUGUGUGUGAUGGUGCAGCUCUUCUGGCCCUCAUCCACUUCUAUUGCCCUGAACUCAUUAGACUUGAAGAUAUCUGCCUGAAAGACGUCCUUUCAAUAGCAGACAGCAUGUACAACAUCCAGCUGAUGAAUGAGUUUUCCAAUGAAUACUUGAACAAGUGCUUCUAUCUUAAGCCAGAAGACGUGCUGUAUUGUCCUUCAGUGCUUCGGAAUAAUGUGUUGGUGUUUGUCGCAGAGCUCUUCUGGUGGUUUGAAAUUGUAAAGCCAGACUUUGUACAACCCAGGGACCUUAAGGAAGCCAGAGAUGCGAGGUUACUGCUCCAGCCUAAGAGCUCUCGAUCCCAUGCGUCCAUCUCCAGUGUCAUGAAACGUAGUUUCCCGACGACAGUAACUGCUGCUGAAAUCUUGACCUCAUCUCCAAACCCGGACCUCAGCACUUUAAAAAGCGCUCCAAGCACUCAUCACUCUUUAGUGCCUCUAAAACAGAAACAUCCGUGGGGAGUUGAGGAUGAUGUUACAGUGAGGAAUCAGUGUAACUCUCUAACACGUACAGAUAAGCAGCGUCAGAGUUCAUCACAAGCCUGGUCAGAGAGGAGGCAGAGGCCGUUAUCCCAACCGGCACCCUACGCCCUGCAUUUUCCUACUUCGGAGGAGAAUGCAGACACUAUCAGCCUUGCUCGGUCCAUCAGCAAAGACAGCUUGGCUUCCAAUGUCAUGACACCCAAACACACGCACGGUCCAGGUCGUCAACUGCAUCAGCACCGACUCAGUGGGCAAAGCCUCCUCAGUCACAUUUGCAUCGAGGAUGAGGAGGAGAUACUAGAGGAGGAGGAGCUGGUUGCUGUGAUGCACCCUUCUGCUUUCCCCAGACGUUCACUCAGGACAGACAUGGAACAGGAUGAAUUAGAAAUACCUUCUACGACCACACUCAGGAGGAUUUCUAACGAUAAUUGCUCUCCUUGUUCCGACAUGGGCCUUUUGACCCCUGACUUGCAAGCGGACAGCUACUACCUGGAGCCCCUGAUGCCUGCCAUUACAAAGCCAGCCAAAGAGAAGAGCAUCAUCCUGAACAAGGAGGAAGAGAGUGGGGAGAGUUGGUCCAGGACAGCGCAAGUUGUCGUUAAAACAACCCCAGAUCUUCCGCAUAAAUCACUACGGAAAUCUCCAGUGUUUGAAUGUGGUAAAUUUACCUUUAAACCUAUACCUGUGGUAGAAUCUGUCCCAACCACCUCUCUCCUGUCGCCAAGACUAGGGUCAACUUCUAUGCCAGUGAAGAAACAGCCUCAAGGCUUUUUCCUCCACUUAUCUGGAGAGCCAGACUGUCAGAGUCAUCUUUCCUCUGACCCAGAGGCAGGGCUAGAUUCUGACUCGGACAUUGCAGAUUUUGAAGAUGACGAAGAGGAUGUCGAACUGAUCGAACAGAGAGGAAAGGGAACUGCUUUAUUGCGAGGACAGUUGUGUGAAUUUUUAGAUGUUGAGUCUGUCAAGCUAAGAGAAGACGUGAAAGUGAGUGAGCGAGACAAUAAGGAAGACAGAAGUGGAUGCUCCAGCCCGUGCCUCAGUACUGUGUCCUGUGCGAGCAGCUGCAGCGCUUCGGGCAGCGCCAGUGUCAAAAUGACCAGCUUUGCAGAAAGAAAGCUGCUUAAGCUCGGCCUCCAUGACAGUUUCUCCAGCACUAGCAGCUCGCAGAAAACCACACCCGAAUACUCUGACAUUACUCCUUGUCCUCCAUGGCAGUUGAAAAGUGAGGGUAGUCCCGGAUGGCAAGGUAAAGACCCUGGUUUUGUGGUGAGAAAGACUAUGAUGGCAAGUCCUCCAGUGGUGCCUUCAGAGCUGCUGCAGCUUCACAUGCAACUAGAAGAGCAAAGGCGUGCAAUCGAGUACCAAAAGAAGAGGAUGGAGACCUUGUCAGCGCGGCAGCGACUGAAACUAGGAAAAGCUGCAUUCUUAAAUAUCGUAAAGAAGGGUGAAGGGAGGAGUGACACACUUCCCCUACCUCUCAAACACUCGCCUUCUGCGGAACUAUCAGAGGCUGAAAAAGAUAAGGUGCCCUACUGCAAGGAUGACUCCUGUCUUGGGGUUAUAAAUGUUCAGGCAAAGACAGAAGGAAGAAAGAUGAAUUUGGACAACAGGUUGAAAACCUUAGCUCAGGAUAGGGCUUCUGAAUCUGACACAAAUGACUGCUCCCACUCCAUAGAUCUCCUCAAUGAGGCAAUCAGUGCUAUUCAGCAGCAGAUGGUGCAGCUCUCACUGCAGCAAGACUUGCUCAUGAAGAAGACUGCGGUCUCACCUCCAGAACAAAAAGAACCAGACCAGAAAGCAGCUCCUAACACAAUACCCUCUCCCACUUUAGACUCUAAAUCAUUUGCCGUCCACUUUGUUGACUUCAACGACAGCAGUUCUACUCCCACUCGUUGUCCUCCCAAGCUGAGCUCCAGCCAGCGAAACAAAACCUCUAAUCCAAAGCAAAAGAAUGGCAGGCUGUCUGAAACUGAAGGUGCAACUUCACCAAGGGAGAUUAGAAGAGGAGGUCAGGAUGCUGGAGUUACCACUGAGCUCUCAAGGCAAGAGAAAAACUUUCGAAGACGCACAACCUUCAGAAUCCAUAAUAACCAUGGCAGCACCAGAGAGGAACCCUGUCUAUCUCCUGUCAAUGCUCAGCCACAGGAUGCAACAGUUGCAAACAUGACUGCGUCACACUCCGCAGAACAUGUCGAGAACAGGGCUGACAUCUCAGAGACUGAAUCUGCGGGUGGAGAAGAAAGCACCAGGCUCAGAAGUCAACUGAUUGAGGUUGACCUUUCCGAGCCGAAGGAGUCCACGGGGGAUGCUGGUGUUAUGACGGACGACACAACAGAGGGCGAACAGAAGAAUGUGCUUGGUUUUUUCUUUAAGCAUGAAGAGAAGGCAGAGGAUGAGAUGGCCAAACGCCGCGCGGCCUUCCUCCUCAAACAACAGCGCAAAGCAGAGGAGGCAAGAUUACGUAAACAGCAACAGGAAGUAGACAGCGAACUGAAGCGCGAUGAGGCCAGACGAAAAUCAGAAGAAGAUCGAGUUCGUAAAGAGGAGGAGAAGGCCAGACGAGAACUAAUUAAGCAGGAGUACCUGCGUAGAAAGCAGGAGGCGUUGAUGGAAGAACAGGGUCAGGUUAAGCCAAAACCCAGAUUUAAAUCCCGCAAGAACAAAUCUAAAUCUUUGCACCGUGGUGACUUUACUAGCCCCUGUAAAGGAUCAACAACAUCUGAUCUAAGCUGCGGUCUUCGAGGAUCCACGUUGUCUUUGGCUACAGAGGUGGACAGUGUCAUCUAUGGAGAGGCCGAAUCACAGAGGGCAGAGUCUGUCUGCUCGAUGGAUUCAUUCCCUGUGCUGAGUCGAGCCUCCAGCAGGAAUAUGGAGCGGGAUUGGGAGAGUGGCUCCAUCGCUUCCUCCAUCACUUCUACCGAGUACAAUGGGCCCAAACUGUUUAAGGAGCCAAGCUCCAAAUCCAACAAGCCCAUCAUCAUCAAUGCCAUCGCACACUGCUGCCUGGCUGGAAAGGUGAACGAGUCCCAGAAGAAUGUUAUCCUGGAGGAGCUGGAAAAGUGCGAGUCAAAUCAUCUCAUCAUCCUUUUCCGUGACGGCGGCUGUCAGUUCCGCGCUGUUUAUUCAUACACACCGGACACUGAGGAGAUCGUCAAAUUCACCGGCACUGGGCCACGUGUCAUCAUUCACAAGAUGAUUGAACGGCUCUACAAAUACAGCUCGGAUCGCAAGCAGUUCACCGUCAUCCCGGCCAAGUCAGUGUCUGUCAGUGUCGACGCCCUGACCAUCCACAACCACCUGUGGCAUGUCAAGAGGCCAGGUAGCGCGAGGAAGAAGUGAGAAAAGGGAAGUGGACACUGUGUAUUUCUGUUUUGUUGGGCCGGACCCAAUAACUAUAUGACGUGUUCAGAACAAGCAAUUAUUUUUUUUCUAAUAUGAAGUUUUGUUAUGUAUUCUGUAUUUGUUCUGAACACAUCACAGAUCUGGCUGCCAUGUUUUGUUUUCACUGUCCGACUGUAGCAAUGUCUGAGAAUAGGAAACACAGCUGAAUGCACUAUUUAUUGUUAUUUUAUUAUUGUUCUGCAUGCCACACUUUUGUUUUAGCCUGUAGGUACAUCCUGCAUUCUUUUGGCACUCCUUGAUGGACCGAUUGUCACUUGCACAUGAUUUGGACCUUCAAAAAAAAUGCUGCUGGACUUUGGCCCCGUCGAUACAAAAGUGCAACUUGAGAAGAGAAGGUAGUGAUUCCGACUUUUGACCAAAAAAAACAAGGUUUGUUGUUUCUAUUCAUGGUGAGGAUAAAAGUUUCUGAGUUGUGCUACUGAUAACUACUUUUAUGGAGGUGAGACUUUCACAAUGUUCAUGAGUGGGAUGUUUGCUAUAGUAGUGUGUGUUAUGUCUCUUUACUAUUUAGCCUCCUGUUUGCAGAAGUAAGGAACGUUUGGACUUUAUUUGCAUUUUUCAUGGAAGGUCUGUCCUGCAGUAGACAACACAGGCAACACAAACCUAUUCUGUUUAUUUAAAAUAUGUUUGUUGCUGUUUCCGGGAACGUCACAUGUUCUUGGAGUGCAAUUUUCAAUUUUGCGACGUCUGAGAUCCUUGACCUGCUGUCAAAUGUUUUGUCACCUCUUAACUGGAUUCACUGGACAACAAUUAAUGUUUUAAAUGUAGCUUUUAAUGCUCAUCAAGCUGCCUGGUGGUUUCCCUUUAUGACUGUCAGUGGAACAUGAUGGGAAAAUAAUUACAACUUCAAAAUACUUGAUAUUCUUUUGCUGCAUUUUGUACAGUUUUGAGUAGUAUAUUUUGUACCAGUUAUGUUUACUAAAAUAACGAAACAGGCUUUGUUAUGAGUUUAUUCUGUUACAGUCCCAUUUCAUUGUAUCCUAAUUUAAUUUAUUUUGAAAAGCUGUAUUAAAAUUAAAAUUGACUGUUACUUGUUACCACAAAAUUGUUGUUGUAAUACAGAAGAGUUAAAAAACAAGCUACACAGUACAACACAUUUAGGGGUGAGUGACAGUGAAAAAAAACUCUGACUCGUGUCAUUUGGCACCACCUGCUUCUUUGUCAUCUAUAAAUAUCUAAACUCUAAAUACAGAACUUUUUUCAGAAGAAAAAAUAUCUAAUAUAACAUAUGAAGUACAGGUCAUUACAUUAAUAAUUUACAGAACGUGUUAAACAUUUGGACACAACUUCUCCUUCAAUAGCAUGAAAAAGUGUUCUCAAACUUUUGACUGGUACUUUAUGUCAAGUAAAACCAUUUUUAACAUCAAAAUAUGCAGAACAGAACAGAUCAAAUACAUUGCUAGUGGCUCAGUAUUGCAUUUAGUCCUUGAGCCUCGUAGAAACGUAGAUACCAAUCAGUGUUACUCCUCCAAAUUAAAACCUCAACAUUAGAGGAUAACUAUACGGCUAAUGCCCAGCUACAAAAAUAUGCCUUAAAAUCCUUAACACUUAAAAAAAAAACUUGUGGUUGCACAGAUUUUUGUAAUAAAUAGUUAAGGAAAGCUUAAACACAACGUGUACUGUCAGUCCAGCUUAAAUCGAUUAAAAAUUAACAGAAUCUUAAUUCUUCAUUUUACCAAGACCUUUUGGACAACUGUAUGCGUCCAACUUGUGGCAAGGAGGGACCAGCUUUUUCACUUUGUGUAAGUACAGUAGUCAAAUACUUUAGCGUUUAUUUUACACAGAUGCUGAGCUGGAUGUUCACAUACUUCACCUGAGGGAUCUCGAAGCUGUAACAAAAUCAAUCAGAAUACUGCUGUAUUUUGUCAGUGUGAGGAGUUCACUAGGUAACCUGCUCCAAAAAGAGAAACUCAAAAGACUGCAUUGCUGGUUUGAUAGAGUUUAAACAUGUCCUGGAGAAAGCAGGCCUCCAGGUAAGACCAAGCCAUCAGUGUUGUGUGUCUUCUCUGGUCUCAAAGCUGGACUCGUGCCUCUCUUUCAGACUGCUGCUGUGGACUGGAGGCUCCUCAGGGACGUGAGCCAGAGGGUCGGAGCGUAUCAAGUACCUGAGGUACAAUAGAGGGAGAUUUUUAUGUUACUAUUUUGUCUUGAUACAUAGUAACAUAAUUCUCUGCGGAAAAUGUUAAUUGCACUUCUGUAUAAAAGGGACAAAACGAUGCAAAAAAUAAGUAAUGCUUACACAACAUCAUUAAGCUCCAGACGGGUGUCUGGUGAAGGGUUAAUCAGGACAUAGGACAGGGUGUUUUGGUGUUCGUUCUGCUCAUCUAAAACAAAGUUCAAUCAGAAAACUGAAUCAAAAUGCAGGCUAUAAAUGAACAAACACUACCUUGCAGGUAUCCCAGAUUGACUCUGUUCAUGACAUCACAGGCUGUCAGAUUGUUCAAGUCCUCUAAAGCAAUACGACAAGAAACAGAUACAGUUGUAGUUAAAGUUUUAGGAUGCAAACUUGGUUUUGCAACUGAUAUGGCUCUCGAAGAGAGUUACCAAGGGUUCUCACCAUAUCCUGAGGUGGGAAGCCCUAGAUGCCUCAUGCGGUUGCGCACCAGCUCAGAAAGCUCCUCCCGUUCAGAGCGUCGGUAGAGGUUGAGUCGUUGCUGGGCGAUGCGUUGGGCAUUGUCCUUGGUGGAGUCCCGGCUCGUUCCCUGCCACCGCAUGCUUCUCUUACUCAGACGACGCGCCCAUUGCAUGCUCUUCUUCCUAAGCAGAGGGCGUUCUGACUGGUCGUUGGGGCGCUGGGACUCUUGACUCCGGUCUUUUGUGUCCUCACACUCGUUGACAGAUGCCUGAGACUGAGAAAGACUGGUUUGGAACUCAAAACGAGCAUUUUACAGAGAUAAUAUUAUCUAACGUUUUGAUUGCUGCUAGUUUGUUAUUUCCUUAACACAAUUAUGCAAGACCUUCAUAACCCAUUUCCAUAAAGGUUUUAAACAGAACAUGCACUUAGAAUGAGUGUAUAUGUUGUUUUGAGAAACUUGCUUCAGAAUUGGAGAAAAUGUGGGACUCUGUCCGAUAGAUCCCUAUUGGAAUUUCCGCACUGGAUGAGCAGAGUUUCUGGAAGAGUCUUCCAUAAGUACCAAUCCAUAGGUCUCCCUCUGUUACUUUCAUCUGAGGUACAAAAGAAAGAAGAUUACAAUAUUGACAAGAAAUUAACGACUACUACUUUUUUAGAAAAAUUAGCAUUGGAAACAACUAAGGUAUGUUUCUUAGCUGAUUAACCGCAGAAGACUCUGCUUAAUUGAUUACCAUGAUCUUAAAAUUAGCAUCAUAACUGCUUCUCUGUUGUCAGCGAACAUGUCCAAUAUUUGACACAUUUUUUCCUAGCGGGUGUGUGAGAGACAGGCAGAAAAGCUCUGUCUUGCAAGGGGGAAAAAUCAUUGGGUGCUACCUGCUGAUUUG